AUGGCUCCGUGCUUCCAAGCCACCUCCAGUACCAUCAAUCGCACCGGCUCCGCCUCCUGUACCGCCUCCGGCGCCGGUUCCUCCACCAGCCCCAAUACCACCAACAUCGACACCGACACCAACACCACCACGGCCACCGCCGCCCGCGCUGUCAACACCAGUGCCCUCGGUACCACCAAAACCUGCGCCACGACCGGCGCCGAAACCUAA
Molecule: messenger RNA, 210 nt
Organism: Colletotrichum spaethianum
Lineage: Eukaryota; Fungi; Ascomycota; Sordariomycetes; Glomerellales; Glomerellaceae
Exons: 2
Coding region: 1-210 (69 amino acids)
Source: RefSeq, a predicted model, not a curated record